UUGCCGGGCUCCGCCUCGCCGGUCCGGUCCCGAAAGGGGAGAGAGGCAGCCGCGUCCUCGCUUGUUUCUUCUCCUCGGGGUCUUGGCAGGUUCCCCCGGGCCGGGCUCUGCUCGCUGUCUCCGCCCUCAGCCCCGCGGCCGGGCCUGGAGGGGUCUCCUCAGGAGCCGUCUCCUCAGGAGCUCUCCCCGCCUGUCCCCGGCCUCUCCCCGGCUUCCUCAGGGAUCUCUGGGGCCGCCUCAGGCAAGAGCAAGAGUGUAAUUAUGGAACAGAGAUCCAGAAAAUGACAGAAAAGCAUUAGUUGCUCUCUUCUAGGACAGUCAUGUUGGAAGGAUUGGUAGCCUGGGUCCUCAACACCUAUUUGGGCAAAUAUGUCAAUAACCUGAACACUGACCAACUUUCAGUUGCUCUUCUAAAGGGUGCUGUUGAAUUGGAAAACUUGCCACUAAAGAAAGAUGCCUUGAAGGAACUGGAAUUACCAUUUGAAGUAAAGGCAGGUUUCAUUGGCAAAAUAACACUGCAGAUCCCUUUUUAUCGCCCACAUGUGGAUCCAUGGGUGAUAUCUGUCUCAAAACUGCACGUAAUUGGUGCACUGGAGAAAAAAGAAGAUUUUGAUGAGGAAAGGGAGAAGUUGAAAGAAAGAGAACACAAGAAAGCCCUUCUUCUAGCACUUGAAGAAAAAUGGAAGAAAGAACGACAACAGAAAGGGGAAUCUUACUGGUACUCAGUUACUGCAUCUGUGGUCACAAGAAUUGUAGAAAACAUUGAAUUAAAAAUCCAAGAUGUCCAUUUGAGGUUUGAGGAUGGUGUCACAAAUCCCUUGCAGCCAUUUGCUUUUGGCGUAUGCAUCAAAAAUGUAUCCAUGCAAAAUGCAGUGUUUGAACCAGUUGAGAAGCGGAUGAGGAAAAAGCAGCUGGAUGUUGCUGACUUCAGUGUUUAUUGGGAUACCAACUGCACCUUGUUGGGUGACCUGCCUCCUGGCCAGCUACAGGAAGCGAUGGAUAAAAGUAUGGAAAGUCGUGACCACAAUUACAUCAUGGAACCUGUUUGCACUUCUGCUCUUCUGAAGAGAAAUUGUUCUAAGAAGCCCUUGAGGUCACGCCAGAGUCCACGACUUGAGUGUGAUAUUCAGUUUGAGACUAUACCCUUGAAGCUUUCACAGAUGCAGUACCAGCAGAUCAUGGGAUUUUUAAAGGAAUUGGCUAGAAAGGAACGACAGCUGAAAUUCAGGAAGUGGAGACCAAAGGUUACAGUAACAGAGAACUGCAGGGAGUGGUGGAUCUUUGCUCUGAAUGCCAACAUUGCAGAGAUCAGGGAGCAGAGACAACGCUCCUCCUGGGGCUUUGCCUUGCAUCGGGCCCGAGAUGCAGUCUCUUACACUGACAUGUAUUACAGCAAGCUGAAAGGGGAGCCACUGUCUACUACAGAGCAGGCAGAAAUGGAUCGUAUAGAGGAUGAGCAAACCUAUGAAGAGUUGAAGAUACUGUGUGAGAUUGUUCAUGACAACUUUCAUGACAUAGCUGAGAGUGUUAAAGAGCCUUUUCCUGAUUCCCAUGGGGGUUCCCCUACUGGAGAAUCUGCACAUGGAAGUGGCACUGGAAUGCUGCAGUAUCUCCAGUCCUGGUUUCCUGGUUGGGGAGGUUGGUAUGGAUAUGCUCAGCAAACAUAUGAAGGUGAACCUUUUGAAGGGCUGCUGCCAGACCCAAAGGAGCAGUGGAAUCCAGAAGAUAUCCUAGGUGCAGAUGAUUUUUUUGAUCCUGCUGCAGAUGCUUCUAGCAUGAAUACCUUUACAAAGAGAGAUCAUGUUUUUGCUAAAUUAAAUCUACAGUUGCAGGGUGGCUCUUUCACUCUGUUGCAUAAGAAGAAGAAAGUGGUGCAUGCUGAGGAGACUGCUUUUAUGCAGCUGGAGUUUUCAGGUGUAAAGAUCUUAGCAGAAUCCCUUCCUCGCAGGAAUUCUUCCCUUCUCAAAGUCCAGCUUGGUGGUCUUUUUCUGAGAGAUUUGGCAACAGAAGGAACUAUAUUUCCUGUUCUGGUUUUCCCAAAUCCUCAAAAGGAGGUUGGCUGCAUGUCUUCCAUUGGACUCCAGAGUUUCUGCUCAGAAAUGACUAAUCAGCACUCUGCUGCAGAUCCUGAUGCCCCAGUUUUUGAGAUGCUUUAUGAAAGAAACCCAAUCCACAGCAACUUUGAGAGGCGCCUGGAAGUCAGUACCAGACCUCUAAAUAUUAUUUACAAUCCACAAGCCAUCAAGAAAGUAGCUGACUUCUUCUACAAGGGAAGGGUUCAUACCUCAGGUUUUGGAUAUCAGUCUGAGUUAGAGGCGAGGGUGGCUGAAGCUGCCAGGAGACAGUACAACAAGCUGAAAAUGCAGACAAAAGCUGAAAUCAGGCAAACUAUUGAUCGUUUGCUAGUAGGAGACUUCAUUGAAAACAGCAAAAGCUGGACUGUGUGCCUUGAUAUUUCUGCCCCUCAAGUGAUCUUUCCUGAUGAUUUCAAAUUUGUGGAUCCUGUGUUAGUUGUUGUAGAUCUGGGAAGAAUAUUACUCACCAAUUCUCAAGAAGACUCUAAAAGGAGUGCAGAUACUUUUUCUUCAGAUACCAAUGAGCUGAGUGAUGAAGAAUAUAAAACACCACUUGCAACUCCUCCCAAUACUCCACCACCAGAAUCUGACACUAACAGUGGCAUCAAAAUGUCUGAAAUCACCGGAGUAGAAAUCAGUGAGGAGCAGCUGCAAGCACACUUAAUGAGUAAAAAAAUGUAUGAGAGAUACACCCUUUCAUUUAUGGACCUGCAGAUCAUGGUGGGGCGAGUGAAGGACAACUGGAAACAUGUUCAGGACAGUGAUGUGGGUCCCACUCACGUGGUAGAAAAAUUCAAUGUCCACCUGCAGCUGGAACGCAGGCUGAUUUACACCUCUGACCCUAAAUACCCAGGAGCUGUUCUGUCUGGCACCCUGCCAGACUUGAAAAUUCACAUUAAUGAGGACAAAAUCCUGGCUCUGAAGAACUGUUGUUCACAGCUGAGUAAAUCUGAAACCAAGUCUUCUGAUGCCCUGCAUCUAGGGAAAGACAAAAUCUUUGCAGAGGUUGACCAGCUUGGCAGUUUGCAUGAUUCUGUAAUGAAUCUGACACAGAGUGUUGUCAUGCUGGAGCAGCACACCAGGGAAGUCCUUGUGGAAUCUCAGCUGCUUUUGGCUGAGUUCAAAGUCAACUGCAUGCAGUUGGGUGUUGAGAGCAACGGGAGAUACAUCUCUGUGCUCAAAGUUUUUGGCACUGAUGCUCAUUUUGUGAAAAGGCCAUAUGAUGCAGAAGUGUCCCUGACUGUCCAUGGCCUGUUGCUUGUUGAUACUAUGCAAACAUAUGGAACAGAUUUUGAUCUUUUGAUGGCUUCUCAUAAGAAUCUGAGUUUUGAUGUGCCAACGGGAAGUCUGCGAGACAGCAGGGCUCAGUCUCCAGUGUAUGGACCACAGGAUGCACGUCCUGUGGAUGUAGGAAGUUCAGCAGAGAGAAGCACUGCAGCCUCAAAUACUUCAUCUGGUAACAAUGGGAAAGAUCAAGAGUCCCUGAUAAGAUUAGAGUAUCAGUUUGUGAGUGCAGAGUGCCCAUCCAUGAAUUUGGAUAGCAGUCUGCAAGUGAUCUCUGUGCAGGUGAACAACCUGGAUAUCAUCCUUAAUCCAGAGACUAUAGUGGAACUGAUUGGGUUUCUCCAGAAAUCUUUCCCAAAGGAGAAGGAAGAUUCCAGUCCUCAGCCUUUGGUAACUGACUUGGAAAGAGAUUGGAGGGAACAGGAAACCUUCCAGUCUACCUAUGCACAGAACACAGAGGUAGCAGUUGAUAUUCACUGGCUAAAUGUACUCCUUCUCAGGACAGUUGGCAUGACAAAUGGAGAGAAAUAUGGCAGAAAAAUUGCAACAGCCAGUAUUGGUGGCACCAAGGUCAAUGUCUCCAUGUGUGGUAAAUUUGAUGUAAAUGGUUCUCUGGGAUGCCUUCACCUUAUGGAUCUAACACAAGACAGUGUUAAGAACCAGUAUGUUGUCAGCAUAGGGAACACUGUAAGGUAUGAAAAUCUUAUUGGAGAUGUAGAUUAUUUUGAGUCUUUGUUCUUUAGGCUUGAUGAUGGGAAUAGUCUUCCAGAUGCCCUAAGUUUCACUUUGACAGAAAAGUCAAAAGAGGAGUGUUCUCUCAACCUCAAAAUGGCCUCCUUGCACUACAACCACUCAGCUAAAUUUUUGAAGGAACUGACUCUGUCAAUGGAUGAACUGGAAGAGAAUUUCCGCAGCAUGCUGAAAAGUGCAGCUUCCAAAGUUACCACAGUCCUGGCAACUAAAACUGCUGAAUACAGUGAAAUGGUUUCUCUGUUUGAUACAACACCACGAUCAAGAGAUGUUGCCAACCUAGAAGAUAAUGAAGGAUAUGCAUUUGGAGCACAGCCACUCAAAACUGAUACUAUUAAGCUUAUAUUAAAUGUAAACAUUGAAUCCCCAAUUGUCUCAAUACCUCGAAAGCCUGGUAGCUCUGAACUGCUUGUAGGUCAUUUGGGACAAAUAUGUAUUCAGAAUUUUGUACCAGGAGAAGAUGAAUCUAAAAAUGAUAGACUGCAAGUUGAAAUUAAAGAUAUUAAAAUGUAUUCUUUGAAUAGUAGUCAAUUUACAAGCAAGAAGGAGCCUGCAAGUGAAGUGUCUCAUGGGCUGCAUUCUUCCUCAGGUCCUGGCAGUGUUAAUAGUCAGGAAGAAUCCCAUUUUACUCGUCAUGACUUCUUUGAAUCAUUACAUAAAGGUCAUGCAUUCCACAUCCUGAAUAACACCACCAUUCAGUUUAAAUUGGAGAAGAUACAACUGGAGAGAGAUUUGGAUUUAACUUUUCCUCUGAGUAGUGAAGACUUUGGAAUAUCAAGCAUUAUGAAGAUUGAAGGGAAAUUUGUGAACCCUCUUCAGGUGGUGUUAGCAAAACACGUGUAUGAACAAGUCCUUCAGACUCUGGAUAAUUUAAUUUACAGUGAAGACUUGAACAAAUUUCCAGCCACCUCUGUAUCUUCAACUUGUCCCAGUUCUCCUUCAGCAUCACUUCAUAGCACAGGCACAGACUUCUCAAGUGAACGGAAGGAAAAUGGCUUGUUCAGCCAUUCCACUUUCAGUUCUGUUCCAAACAAGUCCUUAGCUAUCAGGGAAACAAAGUCUUUUUCUCAGAUUCAGGCAAACUUCCAUAUCUCAGAGCUCCAGGUUCAGUUAAGUGGUGAUCUUACACUUGGUGCACAGGGCCUUGUCAGCCUUAAGUUCCAGGAUUUUGAUGUGGAGUUUGCUAAAGAUCAUCCUCAGACUUUGUCUAUUCAGAUUGCACUGCGCUCUCUGCUGAUGGAAGAUCUCCUGGUAAAAAACCCAGACUCCAUGUAUAAAAACCUCAUGGUGUCCCACGGAGCACCCAAGCCAUCCAGUUUAGCACAUAAGGAAUAUCUCUCACAGUCCUGUCCCUCAGUCUCCAAUGCUGAGUAUCCUGAUAUGCCACGAUCUCUUCCUUCCCACAUGGAAGAAGCCCCCAAUGUAUUUCAGCUGUACCAAAGACCAGUUUGUGCCUCCCGUAAGAAGCAGAAAGAAGAUGCUGACUCUGAGUAUCCUCUGACUCCACCUCCUUCUCCAACAGCAGACAGAUCCAAGUUGCCCUGUGGAAAAAGUAACUUUGAUGAUUCCUUAGUUCACAUCAAUAUAUUCCUAGUGGACAGGAAACAUCCUGAAUUUUCUUCACACUAUAAGAACAUUAACCGUAGUGUGGAUGUUGAUUUUAAUUGCCUAGAUGUCUUAAUAACUUUGCAAACUUGGGUGGUGAUACUGGAUUUCUUUGGGAUUGGAUCCACUGCUGAUAACCAUGCUAUGAAGCUGCAGCCUGAAGAUACUCAGCAGACAAUCAAAUCAGAAAUAAAUACCUUGUCAGCUUCUCAAGCCCAAGAACCUGUAAACACCAAGCUGGAUCUGAAGGUCCAUUCUUUAUCAUUGGUACUGAACAAGACAACUAGUGAGCUCGCUAAGGCCAGUGUGUCAAAGCUUGCAGCUCACUUGGAAGUGAUUGAGGGAGAUUUAGUUCUGCAAGGAAGCAUUGGAAGUCUGUCCUUAAGUGAUCUUACAGCUCAUGGAGAAUUUUACAGAGAACGUUUCACUACAAGUGGGGAAGAAGCACUCAUUUUCCAGAUCUACAAAUAUGGGAGGCCAGACCCCUUGCUGCAGAGGGAGUGUGAUGCUCGGGUCACUCUCCGGAUGGCGUCUGUUCAGUAUGUGCACACUCAGAGGUUCCAGGCAGAGGUGGUGUCUUUCAUCCAACAUUUUACUCAGCUUCAGGAUGUCUUGGGUCGGCAGAGAGCAGCAAUUGAAGGACAAACAGUCAGAGAUAAAGCACAGCGAGCUUCCCGAGUUCUCCUGGAUAUUGAGGCUGGUGCUCCUGUUCUGCUGAUACCUGAAAGCUCCAAAUCCAAUAGUCUGAUUGUAGCCAACCUUGGAAAACUGAAAGUCAAGAACAGAUUCCUGUUUGCGGGUAUGCCUGGUACUUUUUCAUUAAAGAACAAGGAUCUGAUUUUACAAGGCAAUGCAUACAAGGAUCCAGUUUUAUUUGAGGAUUCUGUUCAAUUUGCAUCUCCUUUGGGAACUCCAAAACAUGGCAUGAAGAAAACAAGUGCUGAGGAAUCAAAAGCAGUCAUGGAAGGUUUGUUCAUGAAAAAAUCAUCAGGAACAAACAUUUCUAGGCUGAAGAAUGAGCCCGUGAACACACUGAGUAAACAACAAGGGCAACAACCAAAGCUGCCUGUUGUACCAAAUCCUGACAGCCCAGAGGACCACAUCUGCCUCUUAGACUGCAUUGUAGUUGAUCUGCAAGACAUGGACAUCUUUGCUGCAGAAAGGUAUCCAAGAGAGUAUUCGAAGGCUGUGGAAGACACAAGUGCAGACUUGAGCUUUCCAUCCUACUUUGUGAGGCAGACAGGAGGCAGCCUGUUAGCAGAACCUUUCAGGCUGAAGUUACAAGUAGAGAGGAACUUGGACAAAGAGCUAAGUCAUGCAGUUGCAGAUAUAUCAAUCCAUGGCAAUCUGUCAUCAGUCCAUUGCUCUCUGGAUUUGAACAAAUAUAAACUGAUCCGUGGGCUGCUGGAGAACAACCUGGGGGAGCCUAUAGAGGAGUUCAUGAGGCCUUAUGACUUGCAGGAUCCCAGGAUUCAUACAGUUUUGAGUGGAGAAGUGUAUACUUCCAUGUCAUUCCUCAUUGACAUGGUUAAUGUGAGUCUGGAACUGAUGGACCCAAAAGGAAAAGAUGGAUGCAGCUCUUUAGCCAGGUUUGAUUUUAAGAAAUCAAAGUUGCUUUUUGAAAGCUCUUCUAAUGGGACCAAAUCUGUAAAUUUGGUUUCUCAUUCCAUGAUGGCAUUUGACACACGUUAUGCAGGACAGAAGUCUGCUGCAGGCAUGCCAAAUGUCUUCAACUGCAUCUUUCAGUCAUCAAAGAACACCAGUAGUCCAGGAGCAAUCCAGAUUGAAUUACACUUCAGGUCUACUAAGGAUUCCUCCAGUUUCACAGUUGUCCUGAACAACCUUCGUGUAUUUCUGAUAUUUGACUGGUUGUUACUUGUUCAUGACUUUUUAUCUACUCCUGGGGAUACCAAGAAGAGGGAAAAUCCCCACUCCUCCCGGCAGCGCCCUCAGGGCAGUGAGACAGCUGUGGUUCCCAAAGCAGUGAAAAGUGGAGUGGUUACCAAACGUUCCUCACUCCCUGUGUCUGCAGAAAAACAACUGGAAGUCAAGGUUAAUGUGACAGGAACUGAAUUUGUGGUCGUGGAGGACAUGUCUUGUUCUGAUACCAAUGCAAUCAUUCUGAAGGGCACUACAGUUCUCACUUACAAGCCCAAGCUGUUGGACCGUCCUUUCUCUGGUAGUUUGUUUGGCAUUGAGGUUUUUUCGUGCCGGUUGGGGAAGGAGCAAGAGACUGCACUGUCAAUUAUUGACCCAGUACAAAUUCAGGUGGAACUUGUUGGGAAUGCUUCCUACUCAAGUGGUUCAGGACUGUUGGAUGCUUUCAAUAGUGAAGAUUUUCCUCCUAUUCUAGAGAUUCAGUUGCAAGCUCUGGAUAUCAGACUGUCAUACAAUGAUGUUCAACUGUUCUUGGCAAUUGCUAAGUCCAUUCCUCAGCAGACCAGUGCAGCUAUGCCUGACUCAACUCUCUCUGUUGCUGAAAACACUGCUAGUCCUCCCAGUUUAACAGUGGUGACUGAGACUUCCUCUUUGACACAUGAAACCAGAGAGAUAGCCAAACGUGUGUUGGAUCCUGUUCUUGAGGUGCAGCUGGCUCGCCUCCAGGAGCUGGGGUUCAGUAUGGAAGACUGUCAUAAAGCUCUUCUGAUCUGCCAAGGUGACUUGAAAAAAGCAGCAAGUUGGUUAUUUAAGAAUGCUGAACCUUUGAAAUCAGCUUCCCUGACCUCUUCUGGUCGAGACAGCCAGGGGAUUGUGCCUUUUCAGUUCAUCUCUGGAGUGGAAAUUAAAGCAGAAAGUGUCUGCAUUUGCUUUAUUGAUGACUGCAUGGACUGUGAUGUUCCUCUUGCUGAGUUAACCUUUUCACGUUUGAAUUUUCUCCAACAUUUGAGAGCCAGCCCUGAAGGCUAUGCUCAUUUUACCCUCUCUGGAGAUUAUUACAAUCGUGAGCUUUCAGGCUGGGAGCCAUUUAUUGAGCCGUGGCCCUGCUCAGUCUCCUGGCAACAACAAGCUGCCAGCCGGCUCCACCCCUCCCGGCUGAAGCUGGAAGUCAAGGCUAAACACCGUUUGGAUAUAAACAUUACCUCUGUCCUCUUAGAACAAUACUCAUGUACCAAACAGUCAUGGAUGGAAGAUUACUGUAAGCAGGAGGAAGAAGUGAGUGUGGUCAGCUCAGAAGACUGGAUGGGUUCUUCGGUGGAUCCCCCAUGUUUUGGGCAGAGCCUUCCUCUUGUCUACCUUAGAACUAGGAGUACAGCCAGUUUGACUAACCUAGAGCAUCAGAUCUAUGCUAGAGCUGAAAUGAAGACUCCAAAACGCAGGCAGCCAUUUGUGCCAUUUGCCCUUAGAAAUCACACUGGAUGCACACUGUGGUUUGCUACCCUGACCACAACACCCACCAGGGCUGCACUGUCUCACAGUGGGAGUCCAGGUGUUGUUCCUGAGGAAAAUGGGACAUUGCUGGAUGAUGCCCAUAAUGUCAGUGAGUGGCAAGAAGUUAUCACAGGGGAAGAGGUUCCAUUUGAAUUUGAAGCCAGAGGGAAGCUCAGACACAGGCACACACAUGAUCUGAGAAUUCAUCAACUGCAAGUGAGAGUAAAUGGCUGGGAAGAAGUCAGUCCAGUUUCUGUAGACAAAGUUGGAACAUUUUUCCGAUAUGCUGCACCAGACAAGAACUCAUCCUCUUCCACUCUUGGAAGCCCAAUAAGCAGAACAAAUAUAAUACAUCCACAAGUCUAUUUUUCUUCAUUGCCUCCAGUUCGUGUGGUGUUUGAAGUGACCAUGGAAGGCAGCGCUCGGAAGGUGAUAACGGUGCGCUCAGCCUUGAUUGUGAGGAACAAGCUGGAAACACCCAUGGAAUUGAGGCUGGACAGUCCUUCUGCUCCUGACAAACCUGUAGUUCUUCCAGCAGUUAUGCCAGGAGAUUCCUUUGCUAUUCCAUUGCAUCUUACCUCUUGGCGUUUGCAAGCCAGGCCGAAAGGAAUGGGGGUCUUUUUCUGUAAGGCUCCAAUUCAUUGGACAAAUGUCCAGAAGACAGCAGAAGUUUGUAGCAGCAAGCGAGAGUGUCAUUCAAUGGAGUCUGAAAACAGCAGAUUUUUCAGGUUUUGCGUGGCUAUAAAGAAAGAAAAUUACCCGGAUUACAUGCCUUCCAGCAUAUUUUCUGACAGUGCUAAGCAGAUUUUCAGACAGCCUGGGCAUACUAUUUAUCUACUGCCAACAGUGGUAAUCUGUAACUUGCUACCCUGUGAACUCGAGUUCUAUGUUAAAGGAAUGCCAAUUAAUGGGACCUUAAAACCUGGCAAGGAGGCAGCAUUGCACACAGCUGAUACAUCCCAGAACAUAGAGCUUGGGAUAUUGCUAGAAAACUUCCCCAUCUGCAAAGAGCUGCUGAUACCUCCUGGGACACAGAACUACAUGGUGCGGAUGCGGCUGUACGAUGGCAACAAACGACUGCUCAACUUGACCAUCAGGAUUGUGUGUCGUGCUGAAGGGGCUCUGAAAAUACUAAUUUCAGCACCAUAUUGGUUAAUCAACAAAACAGGAUUGCCUCUUAUCUUCAGACAAGAUAAUGCAAAAACAGAUGCUGCAGGUCAGUUUGAAGAGCAUGAACUUGCUAGAAGCCUCAGCCCUCUUCUGUUCUGCUACGCUGAUAAAGAACAGCCAAACUUUUGUACCAUGCGGGUUGGAAAAGGAAUUCAUCCUGAGGGCAUGCCUGGCUGGUGCCAGGGUUUCUCCCUGGAUGGGGGAAGUGGAGUCAGAGCCCUUAAAGUGAUCCAGCAUGGGAACAGGCCUGGCCUCAUUUAUAACAUUGGUAUUGAUGUUAAAAAAGGCAGAGGCCGAUACAUUGAUACCUGCAUGGUAACAUUUGCACCUCGUUACCUGUUAGACAAUAAAUCAUCCUACAAGCUUGCCUUUGUUCAGAGGGAGUUUGCCAGGGGUCGGGGAGCCUCCAACCCUGACGGCUACAUCUCCACACUGCCAGGCUCCAGUGUUGUGUUCCACUGGCCACGGAAUGACUAUGAUCAAUUGUUAUGUGUGAGACUAAUGGAUGUGCCAAACUGCAUUUGGUCUGGGGGCUUUGAGGUCAACAAGAACAACUCAUUUCAUAUUAAUAUGAGGGACACCCUUGGAAAGUGUUAUUUCUUAAGAGUGGAAAUCACCCUGCAGGGAGCCACGUACCGCAUCGCCUUCAGUGACACCGAGCAGCUGCCGCCGCCCUUCCGCAUAGACAACUUUUCCAAGGUCCCAAUUGUUUUUAAUCAGCAUGGUGUUGUUGAGCCACGACUGUACACUGAAGUGAAGCCCAUGACCUCUCUGGAUUAUGCCUGGGAUGAACCUAUUCUGCCACCUUUUAUAAUGCUGACAGUUAAAGGGGCUGGCUCCUCAGAAAUUGUCUGCAGCAUGAAUGACUUCCAGGAUAGCAAGCAGCUUUACUAUGAAAACUUCAUUUAUAUUGCUGCUACGUAUACUUUCUCAGGUUUACAGGAGCCAAGUGCAAGACCAGUUGCUUCGAAUAAGGAUGCUGCAUAUGCAGAGCUUGUCCUUGAUGUUUCUCCAAAGACUCAACGAGUUGUACUGAAAAAGAAGGAGCCAGGAAAACGAUCCCAGCUAUGGAGAAUGACUGGCACAGGAAUGCUUUGCCAUGAAGGUUCCUCAGUUCCUCACAACCCCCAGAAAUCUUCUCCUCGAUCUGUGGACUCUUGUAUGAUCUUAGACAUUGCAGGUCUGGCAGCUGUCACAGAUAACAGGUACGAGCCCCUGAUGCUGCGGAAACCUGACCGGCGGCGCAGCACUACCCAGACCUGGAGCUUUUGUGAUGGAAAGUUGACCUGUGGUAUUCAUGGACUUGUUGUCCAGGCAAAGGGGGGAAUCCUAGGUCUUCAUGAUGGAGCAGAAGUUGUUCUUGGUCCUGAUACUUCACUUGAACUUCUAGGGCCAAUUCCACCUGAACAGCAGUUCAUAAACCAGAAGAUGAGGCCUGGGUCAGGAGUACUAGCUGUUAAAGUCAUCCCAGAUGGGCCAACUAGAGUUCUACAGAUAACAGAUUUUAACCAGCGCAGGAACGAUCGUUUGUCCAGUGAAGGAGAAGAACUCCCAGUGACAGAACAAGAUCUACGCAAGUUCAAAAACCCAGACACAGAGCAGGAAUUAGAAGUGCUUGUGAAACUGGAAGGUGGAGUGGGAUUGUCUUUGGUCAACAAAGUUCCUGAAGAGCUGGUGUUUGCAAGCCUCACAGGAAUUAAUGUCCACUACACACAACUGUCCACAAGUCAGGUGUUAGAGCUCAGUGUGCAAGACAUACAGGUGGACAACCAGCUUAUUGGCACCACACGGCCUUUUAUGCUCUUUCUGACACCAAAGAUGAGUGAAAAUGAACCUGUGGAGACUGGUCCUGCAGUGCAAGUAAAUGCAAUGAAAUUUCCCAGUAAAAAUGCACUGACUGAUAUAUACAAGCAUCUGAUGAUCACUGCUCGAAAGUUCACAGUUCAAAUUGAGGAGAAACUACUUCUGAAGCUAUUGAGUUUCUUUGGCUAUGAUCAGGCUGAAUCAGAAGUUGAAACAUAUGAUGAAAACCUCCAUGAAAAGGUGGUUGAACAGGGUGGAGGACAAAAGAGAUACUACUUUGAAAACCUGAAAAUCAGUGUGCCUCAAAUAAAGCUGAGUGUCUUCACUUCCAACAAGCUGCCUUUGGAUCUCAAGGCACUGAAAAGCACACUGGGAUUUCCUCUGAUCCGAUUUGAAGAUGCUGUGAUUAAUCUGGAUCCUUUCACUAGGGUCCAUCCAUAUGAAACUCAGGAGUUUAUCAUUAAUGACAUUCUGAAACACUUUCAAGAGGAGCUGCUUAGUCAAGCAGCAAGGAUUUUGGGUUCUGUGGAUUUCCUUGGCAACCCUAUGGGUCUGUUGAAUGAUGUUUCAGUAGGUGUUACUGGACUCCUGAAGUAUGGCAAUGUUGGUGGUCUCAUCAGAAACGUCACACAUGGAGUAUCAAACUCUGCUGCAAAGUUUGCUGGGACCUUGUCAGAUGGUUUGGGGAAGACGAUGGACAACAGGCACCAGACGGAGCGGGAGUACAUCCGGUACCACGCUGCAACAAGUGGAGAACACCUGGUAGCUGGGAUCCAGGGACUUGCACAUGGUAUCAUUGGAGGAUUGACAAGUGUAAUAACUUCAACUGUUGAAGGUGUGAAAACUGAAGGAGGUGUCAGUGGUUUCAUCUCAGGCCUGGGGAAAGGGCUGGUUGGCACAGUAACCAAACCUGUGGCUGGAGCUCUGGAUUUUGCAUCAGAAACUGCACAGGCAGUGAGGGACACUGCAACUCUGAGUGGCCCCAGGACACAAGCAGAGAGGGUGAGAAAGCCACGGUGCUGUAGGGGACCUCAGGGGCUCCUGCCCCGCUAUGUAGAAAGUCAAGCAGAAGGACAAGAACAGCUCUUCAGGCUGACUGACAACAUCCAAGAUGAGUUCUUCAUAGCAGUGGAGAACAUAGACAGCUAUUGUGUUCUCAUUUCCUCUAAAGCAGUUUAUUUCCUGAAGAGUGGUGAUAACACAGACCGGGAGGCUAUCUUCCUGGAAGUCAAGUAUGAUGAUCUCUACCACUGCCUUGUUUCAAAAGACCACGGGAACGUCUAUAUACAGUUGACAAAGAAAGCUGUUAACACAAGUAGUGGUGUUGCCAUGCCAGGCCCAUCACAACAAAAGCCAAAGGUGAAAGUGAAAUCUGAAGUUCUUGCAGUAAAGCUAUGUCAAGAAAUAAACUAUGCAAAGAGCCUUUACUAUGAACAACAGCUUAUGUUAAGACUCAGUGAAAACCAAGAACAAUUAGAACUGGACUCUUGAAACCUCUUCCUUACUGCCAGAGUGAACUGCAAGUAUCAGUCUGGAGCCAAUGGUAUUCUGAAAGUAGAGAAAGUACUACCUGGGAAGGACAGAAAUAUUAUUUAGUAAUUGGCUAAAUGGAAUCAUUGAGCAUAAGAAGCCAAGGGAGGUGGGGUUUUGGAGAUGAGGUUUUGUUUGUUUUGGGUUUUUUUUUUUAAAGCAUUAGUUGUGUAACAAAGAUACAGCUGAAUUGUAUUUGGUUCUGGGAGAUACCCUGUAUUUUGCUAUCAUGUAUAUAUGUAAAAGUAUUUCAUGUAAAUAAGAAAGUACAGACCAGGGUGUUGGUAUAAACAGAAGUCUGUUUACUGUGUAAAGAAAUUAAAGAAGCUAUACUGAGUCCUACUGCACUACCUGAAACUAUACAUUCUCUCUCUUUUCUUGAGAAAGCUGAUAUUCACAGUGCAGGAAUGUAGAUAAACAUUUAAAAAAUACAAUAAAAAUAAGAGUUAACUGCAGCUGUUGGAGCACAGACAUUCUGUAGUUUGGAGCUUCAGCACUGUGAGUAGGAUGCACUGUUUGGAGUUACCUUUUGGUGUUUUCUUAAAUCACCAGUACAGCUAAAUGCACAUUUACCUCAUGUUCCACUGAGAUUUCAUCCUUGUUUAAAAAAAAAUAAUAAUUGCAUUUACUAAAUACUGCAUUGAGGCCUCACUAAUUCAAUUACAUUUUCAAAGUAUUAAAAAAUAAGAAGCUGACUCUGUUCUGAAUAAAAACACUCAGACCUACUCAAGUCUGCAGCUCUGAAGGCUCCUGCUGCUAAGUUGUUUUUAAAAUAGUUCCACUGAACAGCCUUGGAAACUGAAAUCUUCAGGUUUUUUCCUACAGUUGGAUGGAGUAAGUGUAUGCAGGGGUCAGUGUGGAAUUCUGCUAGCACUCGGGGUUGGGGGGAAGAGGAAAUCACUGGUCUUCAUGACAACCUCUUCAAAAAUUAAACUUUUUGAAAUAAAAUUAAUAUGCUUUUUCAAAUAC
Messenger RNA from Calypte anna (Anna's hummingbird), 14555 nucleotides. RefSeq names its product vacuolar protein sorting 13 homolog D (gene VPS13D). Gene Ontology annotation, molecular function: protein binding. The coding region runs from base 321 to 13547 and encodes 4408 amino acids. The transcript has 71 exons. NCBI's taxonomy places the organism in Eukaryota, Metazoa, Chordata, Aves, Apodiformes, Trochilidae. The record is from RefSeq and is a predicted model, not a curated record. Gene Ontology annotation, cellular component: extrinsic component of membrane. Gene Ontology annotation, biological process: protein targeting to vacuole; protein retention in Golgi apparatus; mitochondrion organization.